Camellia sinensis is the source of this 558-nucleotide messenger RNA. The record is from RefSeq and is a predicted model, not a curated record. Lineage: Eukaryota; Viridiplantae; Streptophyta; Magnoliopsida; Ericales; Theaceae.
AUGACCGACGACGGUGAAACCAGAGGACUUUUGGUUUGCAACAAGGAGGGAUUUCGAAAGGUUGACAAGCGAGACCCAUUGUCAAAAAACUCUAGAGCUGAAACUAGGACUGGGUGUGAGGCUCGACUUUAUAUUAAAUUACAUGAGGGUAAUGGAAAAUAUGUUGUGACUGAUUUCAAAGAAAAACACAACCACGAUCUUGUAUCACCUGAGUGUGCCCACAUGUUGCCGUCACAAAGAAAGAUCUCCACUACCCAAGCAAUUCAAUUAGAUUUAGCGGCACAAUCUGGUCUUCGUUUAGGCCAGUCUUUUGAACUCAUGGGUAGGGAAGCUGCAAAAUUAGAUCAAAAAGGUUUUACGAAGUUAGAUUCUAAAAAUUAUUUGAGAACCAAAAGACAACAAAGUUUAGCAUAUGGGGAAGUAGGCAAUGUGUUGCAAUACUUUAAAGAAAAAUCUUUGCAAAAUCCUUCCUUCUUUUAUGCUUUUCAGUUAGAUAAUGAGGAGCAAAUAACGAAUAUGUUUUGGGUCGAUGCACAAAUGAUCAUGGAUUAUGCCUAA